GCUUGUGGGAGUAGCAUCUCCAGUUUCAAUUCGCCCAAUGAAUAAGUUGCUGGUUGAGUGAGAGCUGAAGAUCUACCUGCAUAGACAUCGCUGUAAGUUAAUGAGUAGGUGAGAGAUCUGUUGUCCUGAAGAUGGAAACCACUGACCUGGUCGAGAAAGCGAAGCUUGCCGAGCAGGCUGAGCGCUACGAUGACAUGGCCGCCUCGAUGAAAGCCGUCACGGAGAAAGGCGAUGAACUCUCAAACGAGGAACGGAACCUGCUCUCUGUUGCCUACAAGAACGUAGUUGGAGCCCGUCGAUCGUCCUGGCGGGUCAUCUCCAGCAUAGAGCAGAAAUCCGAAGGCAGUGAAAGGAAGCAGCAAAUGGCAAAAAGUUACCGAGAGAGGAUCGAGAAAGAGCUGCAGGACAUCUGCAACGAUGUGUUGGGGCUUCUGGAUAAGUACCUUAUCGCCACAACAACCCAGGCUACCAGCAAGGUUUUCUAUCUGAAAAUGAAGGGAGAUUACUACAGAUACCUCUCUGAGGUUGCAAAUGGGGACAAGAAGAAAGCUACGGUGGAAAACUCCCAGCAGGCGUAUCAGGAGGCAUUUGACAUCAGUAAGGACAAAAUGGAACCGACACAUCCCAUCCGACUUGGCCUGGCUCUCAACUUCUCCGUGUUCUAUUAUGAGAUCCUGAAUUCUCCAGAGAAGGCGUGCCAGCUGGCAAAGUCAGCAUUCGAUGAUGCAAUUGCUGAAUUGGACAAGUUGGCUGACGAUUCAUACAAAGACAGCACCUUGAUUAUGCAGUUACUUCGGGACAAUUUAACUUUAUGGACAUCAGACAGCCAGGGAGAUGAAGGGGAUGCUGGCGAUGGGCAGAACUAAACUAUCUGUUACACUUGCGACUUAUUCAUUAAUUUACUUUCACCUGCUCCUGUCUGACCAAACUGCCCCACCAUUCCCUCUCUCCUGCCCCUACUCCUCUCUGACAUUUUUUUCAAGGCAAUGCAUACUAUUUCUUUGACUCCAGGAUCACCUGCACAGAGCUUCACACCAGCAUGCUGUAUUCUGAUGUGCUGACAAAACACUGGACUGAAAGAGCCUAACACCAGGGGUAGCUCUUAGCUGCCCUGCCUGUAAUUGUUGGUUUGACUUGACUGGAUAUCAUGGUGUAAAACCAACUGGCAAACGGUUCCGAAUUUCUUCGGGCACCUAUCCUGGCCUGUCGUCCUACUGGGGUGGGGGGUGGCAGGGAGAAGAUGUGGGGAGGGAAGAGAGUGGAAUGUGCAAGAAUUGUAUUCCACGAGCACUGCUUGGUGAGGGACUUGCUGCUUGUUAAAUUAAUCGAUCCUGGAAGGCAGGGGGCUUCUUUGAUUGUUCCUGCUUUGCGACUUGACCCUCCUAAAUAGGCCUGUCCUUUUGCCCAAGUGCGCACUCCCACCGGCAAGUGGCAUCUCCUGCACCCUCCUGCCCUGCUUAGUGAGGCACACACAUGGAGGUACAGUGACGAUAGAUGUGUCUGUGGGGAAGACUAAGGGACUGCCCCAGUUUUGUGGUGGCCCCAUGUGGUUCUUCUCCAGUAAUCAUGGGAGUCUAUAGGGAAGAAAAUGCUGGCGGUCUCCUUUAUUUCAGGCAGCCUUGAUAUUGGGGCCACCUUUUAAACAAUUGGAAGGCUGAUUUUGUCGGUGUUUGACCUGCAGGUGUUGGUGACGUUCUGUCAAAACAGGUUCACCCCCCCCCCCCCCCCCCCCGCCUUCUCUUUCCCCUCACACAAGUCAUUGGAGCACACUGACCAAGUUCUGGCUGUGUUUAUGUUCUGUUCCUGGCUUGUGGAGAUUGACUGUAGUGCCCGAUUAGCUCUGCUGUCUCUGUUCACUCUGCUCUGGGUUCCCCAUGCUCCCUUCCUCCUCUGCACAACCCCACCCCUGGCCUCGCCCACACCCACCCCGCUAUCCCCAAACCAAGAUGGGACUGUAACAAUUUGCACCAUUGCAGCAACUUGUGCUAUUCUUCCUUGUCUUGCAUUCACAUCCAGCCGACUUUUCCUAGAAUUUUGGAUUUUUUUACUUGCACAAAUCUCAAUCACGUGGUGUAAUAACUGGUACCUUCAGCAACUCCCUUCUCCCCCCCAAUCCUGUUUUAAUUUUAAUCGGUAUUUGAAUAAAUGCUUUUGCUAUAUUGGUACUAAACUGUUUCUUCAGAUUUAUCACACAAACCUAGACCUUUCCCUACAACUUUCUGCUCUUGAUACUGUGGACUAUCUUGGGCCAGUGGGAGAAGCCGCAUGAUGCUGUUUCAGUUAGCAGCUCCUGAGUAGCGCUGCUUUUAAAGGUUCCCCAAAAUUAGAACCACAGGUAUGGAAAAGUGUACGGAUUCUAUUGAUGCAGUCCAAAUCAAUUUCAUCCUCUUUCAGCCUACUUAAAAUACUAUCUGUGCCUAAUUGUGAAUUUCGGCAGAACCACUGAAAUUGACUUAAUCUUUCCCAGUGGUAUCCUAAAUAAUGAGCUCACUCCCAGCUGGUAAGCUGCACAGUCUAGCAGUGUAGUCCUGCAGGUUUUGCGCAGGGACUGAGUGGUCUGAUAGAUCUCUGUUAACACGGCUGCUAAUGUGCACAGCAGGGAAAAAGCUGACAUCCUGAGUGGGGGGGGAAAGUGCUGGGCGGAAAUGGACAAAUUGGUCAGUGUCCUAAUGCGUUUCCUGUUGUGUUUUUUUUUUUAGUUACAUUCCACAGAUGUGCAUCUCCAUUUGUCCUUACAAGUCUGUUUGUCCACUGGAGAACUCACUGUGCACUGAAAUAAUAAAUUCAAUCACUUCUGACUGAACAAACAUGCAGUUGAACUCUAGGUGACCUCUGGUAGUGAGUGUGGAGCGGAUUCCCAACUUGUGUCCGUAUAUCUCAUAGCUCCCUUCCUGCUUUGUUUUUACUGACCAGUAUUCUGCCUCCAGUCGCUUCUGUGACCGUUGUAGCACGCACGUGAUUGUGUAACAGUAGUGCGAAACAUAUUAAAAAGGAACUUUUUUGAUGUACGAAUAGAGUUGUGUAAGUCUUUUAAAUGGACUGUGGGAAGAUAAAUUCGGAACAUGUACACGACAGUUCAAUAAGAAAAUAAAGGUUCUAUCAAGUAA
Messenger RNA from Carcharodon carcharias (great white shark), 3107 nucleotides. Its product is annotated as 14-3-3 protein beta/alpha-1-like. Gene Ontology annotation, cellular component: cytoplasm. The coding region runs from base 132 to 866 and encodes 244 amino acids. The transcript is spliced from 6 exons. The record is from RefSeq and is a predicted model, not a curated record. Lineage: Eukaryota; Metazoa; Chordata; Chondrichthyes; Lamniformes; Lamnidae. Gene Ontology annotation, biological process: signal transduction.